UGAGUGUUGUGAAGUUCGCAAACCUUGUGAACUCAGACUUCUUCACACGGCUCAUAGUGUUGAGUUAUGUUUAUAAUGACGUAACCUAAUGUUGCAUUCUGGGUAAUCGUUACCCUCGUGGUCUGUAUGAUCAGCCAUGUACGCGUUGUAUGUUUAUUGAAGAGAAUAAAAGAAGUAAAGACACUCAUAACGAGAUGAGUUCUACAGGUUAUGGGUCGAGGACGGACUCGAAAUGGAACAGAUUGACGUUCGACGGAGACGAGAGCAAGUAUGAAUUGUGGGAGGCCAAAUUUUUGGGACAUUUACGGAUGCUGAAAUUGAAAGAUACAAUCUUGCCAUCGACGGAUGCGCCUGACGCGACAAAGAACGAAGAAUGCUAUGCGGAACUUAUACAGUUGUUAGACAAUAAAAUCCUCUCACUAGUAAUGAGAGAAGCUACUGACGACGGCAGGAAAGCCUUAAAGAUACUACGGGAGUUUUAUGCGAGCCAAAGCAAGCCUCGUAUCAUAACACUGUACACUGAACUAACAUCACUCGAAAUGGGAGUAAACGAAACAGUCACCGAUUAUUUUAUUCGUGCUGAGAAGGCUAUCACUGCUCUCAGAAACGCAAAGGAAACACUCGGUGAUGGGUUGAUCAUCGCAAUGAUUCUGAAAGGGUUACCAGAAUCCUAUAAACCGCUAGCUAUACACAUCACUCAAAGCGCUGGGGAGAUAUCAUUCUGUACAUUCAAAGGUCACCUGAGAAGCUAUAAAGAAACAGAGAAAUUUAGCAGUAAGGGGAAAGCAGACCAAGUAAUGAAGGCUGCGUCUCCAGCACCAAGUGCAUGCUAUGGUUGUGGUCAAACUUCGCACUUCAUCAGGGACUGCCCAAAGAAAAGUGAAACAACAAAAUGGUGCAAUUAUCACAAGAGUUCUACCCAUUCAGAUGGAGAAUGUAAAAGGCACCAACAGAAAGGAGACACAACAAAGAAAGUUUCUGUUAUGGAUGAUACAGAAAAUAAUGAGGAGGAACAUACUUUCACAUUUAAUGUGAAGGAUCACAGUAACAAAGUUCUCAACAACCCCAAGGGCAUGCUAGUUGACACUGGGGCUACAUCUCAUAUCGUUACAACUGAUACGAUCACAAGGAUCGAUGGAACAUUCAAACCAAGUGAACAUUGUAUGGAAUUAGCUGAUGGAACAAGGACCAGGAACAUUGCCGUAAAGCGAGGAGACGCAAUGGUAACCCUCAAGGAUGUGAAUGGCAGACAUGUAAACGCUGUGCUGAAGGGAGCAUUGUACAUACCAUCGUACCCCCAAGACAUCUUUUCUGUGAAGGCUGCAACUGCAAAUGGGGCAGAAGUUAAGUUCCAAACUGGACAGAAUGAACUCAUCCAUAAGGAUGGUACUGCAUUUAAAAUUGAGGAACAUAAUAAGUUGUACUAUUUGAAAGAACCACUUUAUGGUAAUGACAGCUAUGAUAAGAGUUUCAGGGUGGCACAAAGUUACUAGGCUAUGGCCUCAACAAACGCUACAGAAUGGAACCAAGCCAUGGCCGAAGAAAUGGGGUCACUUCAAGAAAAUGUCACAUUUGAGCUAACCUCCCUCCCGGAGGGUCUGAACCCAGUGGGGGAAAAAUUGGUAUACACCAUUAAAGAAGAUGCAGGAGGCAGGGAAGUAUUUAAAGCUAGAUAUGUAGCAAAGGGGUAUAGCCAAGUUGAAGGAAUUGAUUACCAGGAGACCUUCGCUCCUACUACGAACAUCACCUCAAUUAGGGUUCUAAUGCAAUUAGCAGGGCAGUAUGACCUCACUAUCCAUCAAAUGGAUGUCAAAACAGCGUACCUACAUGCACCAAUAGAUCAGGAAAUAUACAUGAAACAACCAGAAGGCUUCGAAGUGAUCUCCGAAAAUGGAGAAAAGUUAGUUUAUAAGUUAAAGAAAUCCCUUUACGGCCUAAAACAGUCAGGCAGAAACUGGAAUAAGCUUUUGCAUGAAAGUCUGAUGGAGAGUGGUUUUAACAGGAAUCCAUCAGACCACUGCGUCUACUCUAAGCUAGUAGGCAAUGAAAUUGUCAUUCUCAUAGUCUGGGUAGAUGAUCUGAUCAUUGCAUCAAGUGACAUGGGAAUCCUUAAUGACUUCAAGGAAAAUAUGAAGAGGCACUUC
Messenger RNA from Nematostella vectensis (starlet sea anemone), 2144 nucleotides. RefSeq lists its product as uncharacterized. The transcript has 2 exons. The coding region runs from base 150 to 1493 and encodes 447 amino acids. The record is from RefSeq and is a predicted model, not a curated record. Gene Ontology annotation, molecular function: nucleic acid binding; zinc ion binding. Lineage: Eukaryota; Metazoa; Cnidaria; Anthozoa; Actiniaria; Edwardsiidae.